Molecule: messenger RNA, 969 nt
Organism: Onychomys torridus (southern grasshopper mouse)
Lineage: Eukaryota; Metazoa; Chordata; Mammalia; Rodentia; Cricetidae
Gene: Cd59
Product: CD59 molecule (CD59 blood group)
Exons: 4
Coding region: 132-542 (136 amino acids)
Biological process (GO): negative regulation of activation of membrane attack complex
Cellular component (GO): plasma membrane
Molecular function (GO): complement binding
Source: RefSeq, a predicted model, not a curated record
UUGGUAGCUGUCCAGCAGUGGGGUGGAGCCCGAGCGCUGACGCCUACUACGUAGAAAAGCCUCGGCCGCUGAGGAACCGCUGUAGCAGGUCCUAGCGGAUAGCGAGGUGGCAGAUUUGGUGGACAGGCACAAUGGGAAUUCAAAGGCGACUCCUGUCAUUGCUGCUGCUUCUGGCUGUCCUCUGCUCCACGGGGGUUAGCCUCAGGUGCUACAACUGUUUGGACCCAGUUUCCUCAUGCAAAAUGAAUACAACGUGUUCACCUAACCUGGAUUCCUGCCUCAUCGCUGUGUCCGGAAGGCAAGUCUACCAACAGUGUUGGAAGUUUUCCGAUUGCAGUUCCUUGACCAUUUUGAGCAAAUUAGAACUGGCAACUGUACAGUACAGAUGCUGCCAAGUGGACAUGUGUAACAAAAAGCUCAAAGAAGAAAGUGAUGGCAUAAAAGGAAAUAACUGGUCAAAAGACGAGGCAACCUCCUUGUCGGGGAAGACGGUAUUGCUGGGGACCUCAGUGCUGGCAGCCAUCUGGAAGCUGUGUUUCUAGGUCAUCACGGAGCUCCGGAGCACCUCUGUUCUUACCUUGUUUGCUGCAGCACUCCAAAGCUAUUAUUAUUUUCUGUUAUAUCCUUUUGGAAAAGAAUAAAGUCUCUCUGAACAUUGUGGACAAGGAAAAGGGAUCUAAGCAGUGUGGAGGACCGCCCUGCACACAGGGAAGGCCCACUUGAAGUUUAAGGGUGAAGUUCAUGGAUCCGACUCCAAUAGGUUAUAUGACUCUUCCUUUGCCCUUGGGAGCACUGGCUUUCUGUUUCAGCUUAAGUGGGCUUUUGGCAACCCUCAGGGAUCUCUCUCUGGUUCCUAGAAUGUAGCUGAGAGGUUCAGUCAGUACCUUUAGGAGUGAGUGAACCAGGGGGAUUCUUUUCAUCCUUUUGCCACACUCAAAAUGCUUGCAUAGUCCAUGCAAAUCCAAAAAA